CUCAAACAGCAGAGUAACAGCUUGGGCGGGCAGUGAUCAAAAGUGUCGCAACACUCAUUUUCACAUUCAUUUACAAUAAUUGUGAAUACACAAAGUAUUCAUUUGUGAUCUGUCGCAUAGGUGACCGGAACAAGUCGUAUAGAGAAGAAUAUUAAUCUGUCAAGUGUGCCAAAAGAAUUUUGUGGAAUUUUUGGCUUGGCUACUGUACUGUGCUGAACUUGUGUGUCGAGUAUUAAAAAACUCAUAAAUUGAAAAAGAAGACGCGAAAGACAUAUCAACAGAUCGGUAUACUAUAUAGACCAACGGCUACAGUUAGCAUCGACAACAUUCCAUAUUUCAAUUAUAAUUACCCCAUAUAUAUGGCGCGAAGCAGCUGCCACUGCUGCGCAUUUGACUUCAACUUCGUCGCAGCGACAGUCGACUGCGAUUCUAUGGAAAUACAGAUGAUAUCUUUGCCAGCCACAAUACAGAGCUGAAUUUGCCAGGAGCCAAUUACAAUCAAAUAGGAUUCAAGUUCCUGUGCCAAACAACUUAACAUAGUAUUUGCAAAAUGAGUGCCCAGAUUCGGAGUAGACAAAUCUCGCUAUGUCUGCUGCUGUUGUUGGCCCUGUGCCUGGACUGGCAAAUGGUUUUGGCACGCACACGUGAUCUGUGCCAGGUGAAGCCCAGCACGAGCAGCCUCUGUGUGCCGACCACACUGGGCAUCUACUAUGAUGAGGAGACCCAGCACUGCCACUACAUGGGUUGCAGCAACAAGCGACUCUUUGGCUCGCUCGAAGAUUGCGAAAAGAUAUGCAACAAUGCGCGACACAUCAAGCGGCGCAAUAACGUGGCCAGCAGCAAAACCAAUCAAACAACUAAUUGAAUAUAAGCACUUACAAUAGCA
This is a messenger RNA of Drosophila virilis, 886 nucleotides long. RefSeq lists its product as uncharacterized. The record is from RefSeq and is a predicted model, not a curated record. Gene Ontology annotation, molecular function: serine-type endopeptidase inhibitor activity. NCBI's taxonomy places the organism in Eukaryota, Metazoa, Arthropoda, Insecta, Diptera, Drosophilidae.